AUGUAUGUUUUAAAAGCUUUUGGAAAUGAAAUGUCACUAUCGAUCACAGAUAUUAAAAAGUUUUAUGGAUGUAGUAUUAUUAUGGGAUGUUUGAAUUUCCCUAAAAUGCGUAUGUACUGGGCUAAAGCUACGCGAAUUGAAUUAAUUGCCAAUUCAAUGUCAAGAGACAGAUUCAUUCAAUUAAGAAGUAAUAUUCAUUUCGCAGAUACCAGCGAACCCAGCUCAAUUAAUAAAUUUUGGAGAAUCCAGCCAGUUGUGAACUUAGUACGUGAAAGAUGUAAUCAAUUAGCUACAGAAAUUACAAGUUAUAGUAUUGAUAAGCAAAUGGUUCCUUUUUCUGGUAAAAGAUCAAAAACUCAAGAUCAAAAUCUCGGUGCUGACACAUGUCCAGAUACAGGACUUGGCCAUGGUCCAUCUAUAAUACUACGGCUAACUAAAUUUAUGCCAAAAGGCAGUCACAUAUAUUUUCAUAGAUUUUUUACGACAGUACCUCUAAUAGCAAAAUUGUAUUCAAUGGGCUUUAAAAGGACUGGGACAAUCAUGAGUAAUAGUCUGGGUAAAAACUUUAAUUUUCCUAUUGACAAAAAUAUGAAGCAAGGUGAAAUAAGUCAGUUCGUGAAAAAUGAUCAAGUUGCUGCAGUAAAAUGGUGUGACACUAAAUGUGUCAUAGCUACUUCGAACAAAUGCGGUAAAAACCCCAUUGGAGAGGUAAAGCGUUGGCAUAAUACAGUAAAACGUCGAUUACCUAUACCGAUACCUUAUAAUGCAAAUAUGGGUGAUGUUGAUAUUUGCGAUCAAAUGAUACAGUAUUACCGGAUUAAUAUGAAAACGAAAAAGUGGUCAGUAAAAGCAUACUUCCAUUUUUUUGAUUUGGCAAUAUUAAAUUCGUGGAUGGAGUACAGGAAUGAUGCUACACUACUCAACAUGAAAAGAAAAGAUGUCAAACAGUUUUUGGGUUUUAAGUUCGAAAUCGGUGAAGUUUUGUGCAAAUUCAAAGAUGAACCACUAGAGAUAGUGAACGAAUUUGCUUUGCCCUAA
Messenger RNA from Condylostylus longicornis, 1038 nucleotides. RefSeq names its product piggyBac transposable element-derived protein 3-like. Bases 1 to 1038 code for a protein of 345 amino acids. Lineage: Eukaryota; Metazoa; Arthropoda; Insecta; Diptera; Dolichopodidae. The transcript has 2 exons. The record is from RefSeq and is a predicted model, not a curated record.